Molecule: messenger RNA, 1569 nt
Organism: Lachancea thermotolerans CBS 6340
Lineage: Eukaryota; Fungi; Ascomycota; Saccharomycetes; Saccharomycetales; Saccharomycetaceae
Gene: JIP5
Product: Jip5p
Exons: 1
Coding region: 1-1569 (522 amino acids)
Biological process (GO): rRNA processing; positive regulation of transcription by RNA polymerase I
Cellular component (GO): nucleolus
Molecular function (GO): protein binding
Source: RefSeq, a predicted model, not a curated record
AUGGGGAAAAAGAAAGUCAAGAAUAGUCAAGACCUAAGCAGCCUGGCUUCUAACAAAAGUCCAGUCCUGGAACUAAAAUUUAAUGAACCUUUGUUUGCGUUGGCCUGCCACCCCGAACAGGCUUUGCUCUUUAGCGGGCUUUCUACAGGCCAUAUAUUAUGCCACAGAUAUGAGCCCGACGCGCUUCAAAAACGUAUGAAGAAGAAUGAGCAUGCGGCGGCAAAGGCUAAAGAAGGUGAGCCUGCCGAAAACAAAAAAUUUUGGACAGUAGUUGAAGCCCGGGAGGAUGGCAGCUCAAACACUGAGGGAUUUGAGCUUGUGUGGAAGACAAAGAGACACAAAGGAAGCGUGCGCUCUAUUUGCCUUGACGCAGAUGGAACGCACGUAUACUCUAUCGGGGCAGACUGCGUGUUAAAGAAGGCCAAUUCACAGACGGGAAAGGUGGUCAAAAAGACGCAAGUCUCGCAAGAUACUGGCGUAAAGUUUACUAAGAUUGUCAAAUCUGCCACACACCCCUUUUUGCUGCUCGGCGAUGAAAGCGGCAACGUGAUAGUGCUGAACAGCGAAACUCUGGAGCUCAAGAACACAAUUCGCGGGAUUCACAACGGUGACGCCAUUAACGACAUCUUUCACUUCACUGGAAAGUCGAUUCACAAGUUUGUGUCUUUGGGGCAGACCACGCUGGCGUACUGGGACGCACGUGAGUCCAACGAGGGCGACAUGCAAAUCCCAGCUGAUGACCUGGACGCGAAGCGCAAAGUGCGUUUAAGUGAGGACCAAGAAGAUGAGAUACUAUGCGGAACUUUUCUGGAUCCCCAGGACGGCGAAACUUUGAUCUGCGGCAUGGGCGAGGGUAUUUUGACUAUAUGGAAGCCCAAGAAAAACGAUUUGGUUGACCAAAUUAGCAGAAUCAAAGUGAAGAAGGAUGAGAGUCUUGACUGCAUGAUUUCUACUUUGCAGGACGAUAGCUGCGUUUGGGUUGGAUGUUCUGAUGGCCACCUCUACAGAGUAAAUGUUAAAACAAGCAAAGUUGUCGAGAUCCGCAAACACAGCGGGUUGGACGAGGUUCUCUUCUUAGACUUAGACUCAGAGUACCGCUUAGUUUCGGGCGGCAUGGACAAGGUUAAAAUAUGGGAAUCUUCUGCCAGUGACGAUGACGAUCGCGAACAACAGGCGGAAAUUGAUAGCGAUUCCAGCGCCAGCGAGAUGGGGCCGGACGAUAGUAGCUCUAACUCUGAGCUUGAAUCGGGCUCCGACGUUGAAUUGGAGGAAGAUCCUGAAGGUAGUGGCAGUGACGAAGACUCCGAUGAAAGCACAUUUGAAGAAGGCGAGCUUGUGGGGCUCAGCAAGGAAGAGUUAUUGAAAGAGCUAGACAAGGACUUAUGUGGAAGCGACCAAGAAGAAGGUUCAAAACCCUCUCGUAAGAGAACCGCUGCAGACGGCGGCGAUAAUGGCGCCUCUAAGAAGUCGAAGGCCAAACAAAAACCAAAGCAGAAACAGCUGACGUCUAAGCAGCUACGAAACCUGCAAAAACAUGAACACGGAAUAAAAAGGUUUGAAGAUUUGUAG